AUCUUCCCUUUUCGUCGUUGCUGUUCGGCUUCGUUGCUUCGCGCGCAGGAGGUCUAGAGAUUGCACGAGUCGCUUCUUCGGCUCCUUCGUGGCUGUUCGACUUCGCUCCUUUGACGACUUUCCCUUCCUGUCGGAUAGGAAGUUACGACAUUUUGAUCGGAAGCAACAACGGGAGCUCGCUGGCUGUGAAGGUAACUUUCUCCCUUUCGCGCGCUUCAUCGGCCAAAUCCCAUAAAUCCGGCGAACCGAGGGAUUUAGUAAAUCUGGCAUUUAAGCCGUAAAUCCUUAAAUCCGGGAUUUACCCAUCGCCGGGAUUUAGCGCGCGCACAAAAACCGUUUGGCUGGGUUUAGCUUAAAUCUGACUUAAAUCCCGCUGUAAAUCCGAUACCAAACAGCCCCUUAAUCGCUCCAUUUCUAAUAUCUUCCCUCUGUUCCCAAACUCCUUCCGGCGGCUCUACUAUCCAUGCCCUACUUUUCCGCACGCGCGUCCCUCCUCCCCGCAACGCCAAGCUCGCACUCCGGAACUCCGGCCAACCUCUCGAUCUUCUUCAUUUGGCCAGCCUCUCUUCUCCAGCCGCUGUAAUGUCGCUGCCUCCGGUUCCCUAGCUCGCGUGAAUAGCAGCUUCGAUCAAGGAAAAUGUUGUAACACAGUCAAGCUUUGUUCUCACCGUGCACUCAUCUCAGCUUUCAUGAGCCUUCGACAUCAAUUAUUUAUGGGAACUUCAAAGACUGAGAAUCUUAAUCUCAAAUCUAGAAAACAUCAGCGAGAUAAAAAGGGAGAAGCACCAUAUUAUGCUUUCUUCUCUUUGGAAAAGAGGAUCUUUGCCUUUUGCCUAGCAUUCCGGGCUCUCAAUUCCCUUUUGGUGCAGACGUACUUCAAUCCCGAUGAACACUGGCAGGCCCUUGAAGUAGCCCAUCAGAUGGUAUUUGGUUAUGGACACCUCACAUGGGAGUGGAAGAAGGGGAUACGCAGCUAUCUUCACCCUUUGGUGUUCGCUCUGCUUUAUAAAGUCAUGGCCAUCCUUCGAUUGGAUACUCCAUGGUUUAUGAUGAAGGCUCCGCGGUUUAUGCAGUCAAUGAUUUCUUCUGUUGGAGACCUUUACCUAUACAAGCUUUCCCGAAUAGUCUUCAGCCACCGGGUUGCAAAAUUUGCUCUAUUUUCUCAAUUAUCAAACUGGUUCAUGUUCUUCUGCAUGCCACGGACAUUAUCAAAUAGUUUGGAAACUGUAUUAACUAUUAUAGGCCUCUAUUAUUGGAUUUCUUUCCUUGGUAUUUCUAAGCAUUAUGUGCCAUUCACUUCAAGGAAGAUAGCUUUGUUUAUAUCAGCACUAGCUUGUGCGAUCCGACCUACAAGUGCUAUAAUAUGGAUUUAUGUUGGAAUUUUUGAUAUUUUGGGAAUACAAAAGAAGCUCAGAUUCUUAUUUCUUGAGGUACUAUUCAUAGGGAUUUUUGUGUUUGCACUCACUUGUCUACUAGAUUGGUGGAUGUAUGGGUCUUGGACCUUCGUGGCAAUUAAUUUUAUCAGGUUCAAUUUUUUUUCAUCUGGAGGGGAUUAUUAUGGAACCCAUGUUUGGCAUUGGUACUUCUCCCAGGGCUUCCCAGCAAUGAUUUUCACUUUCUUGCCGUAUUCUUUAUUAGGCAUAUUCAAGUCGAAAGAAUGGAGGCUUUCUGGCCUUAUUGCCUGGGUUUUAGGGAUCUACAGUAUGCUUGGUCAUAAGGAAUUUCGGUUUGUCUUGCCAGUACUUCCAAUAUCUUUAAUGUUCUCAGGCUAUUCAUUGGCAGCAUUAUCACAAUCCAAGCCUUCUCGCCGUGAAAAGGGGAGAUUUUUAGGCAUGAGAUGUACUUCAAGAAUACAACUGAGCAUUUUAUUCCUUAUUGCAACUAAUAUUCCAAUGGCAUUAUAUAUGAGUCUAGUACACCAGAGGGGAAGUGAAGAUGUGAUGUACUAUCUAUCUAAAGAGGCAAAAGAUGGAAAAAUUAAGAGUAUUCUAUUUUUGAUGCCCUGUCACUCUACAGCUUAUUACUCCUCCUUGCACCAUAAUCUGCCCAUGCGUUUUCUGGAUUGCUCUCCCAGUCACACUAAGGGCGUCCUAGAUGAGUCGGAUCAAUUCAUGGCAAACCCGGCUGGUUUUGUAUCAGAGAUGUUCCAGCAUAUUUCAUUACCCAGUCACAUUGUAGUAUUUGAUUCUCAAGAAAAAAAAUUGGAAGAGAUUCUUACUCUAUUUUCUUUCAGAGAGGAGAAGAGGUUCUUCCAUGCUCAUUUUAAAGUGGACCGUGAUCUGCAAGCGUCUAUAGCUGUUUAUGUGUUGAAUGCUAGUUGAUGAGUAUACCUUCAUGUUACAGGAGGAAUCUCACCAGAAAUUCUAACUCUUUUGAUGAAUCCAGCUGUUUGCCACUAUUUGUCAAUCAAGGAGCGGAAUCUUAUGAUGUUUUAUUUGAGAUAUUCUGUCUUCAAUCUUUCCCCAGAUGUUAUUCGAAGUCUUUUCCUAAAGGAGACGCUGGAUUCAAACUCAAAAGAGAGAAGCUUGGUGAACUUAAUCAUCCCCAUAAACUUUCAAUUUUUAUCUUGAAUGGUAAAAAACUGGAUUCUUAAGCCACCUUACAAAGGUGCACCACAGCUCAAAAGUCGUGUUAUUUUUGACAAGCAUCUGCUUGUUUGCAAGCUUGCAAUUGGUAAGUCCCUUUCCAGCUAUCAAGAUCUUGUUCCAUUUUGUUUUUAUGCCUAUUUAGUUAGGUUGGCUUUAAUGAUUUUGAACCUGGCUUUUCAUUUCUUAGGCUUUCAUCUUCCACUUCUUUUAUGGCAAGUAGUACUUUUCUAUUAUUAUUUUGGACAUUUUAAAAAGUUCGAUGGUUGAAAUGAAGAAAAUAUUGUGAAUU
This is a messenger RNA of Dendrobium catenatum, 2877 nucleotides long. Its product is annotated as GPI mannosyltransferase 3. The coding region runs from base 690 to 2321 and encodes 543 amino acids. The transcript has 11 exons. Lineage: Eukaryota; Viridiplantae; Streptophyta; Magnoliopsida; Asparagales; Orchidaceae. Gene Ontology annotation, biological process: GPI anchor biosynthetic process. The record is from RefSeq and is a predicted model, not a curated record. Gene Ontology annotation, cellular component: endoplasmic reticulum membrane. Gene Ontology annotation, molecular function: alpha-1,2-mannosyltransferase activity.